CACCACCAUCCUGGCCUCCCAGGCCUCCAAUCCGCUGCGCAUGUUGGUCUCGUCCACAUCCCCCGCACCACCCAUACGUCAUCGAGGCUCAAAUGACCUCUUCGUCAUCAGGAUUGAGUAUUUUGCCCUUGGGCACUUCUCGAUGGCGAAUUCGGAACUUCUGAUCGUGGCCCGGCCCUCGCCGCACGUCGUCGAGGUAUCUCUGAAUCGACCUUCCAAGUUGAACGCAUACUCUCCAGCUCUCUGCGACGCUCUGGUCGACACCCUCACGUCUCUGGCGAAGGACACGGAGGCCUACGUCCUGGUCCUGCGUGGCGAGGGCAAGCACUUCUGCGCCGGCCUGGACUUCGGCGAGGCGACCAGCGCCAUUACGCCGACGGGUGAUGACGCGGCGAGGAUCUCCCUGAAGAUGCGCGCGGCUGUCGAUAGCUUCCAGAAGCCUUGCGACCUGCUCGCAAAGCUCCCGCAGGUGACCAUCGCCUGCGUCCACGGCGCCUGCGUAGGGGCCGGAGUAGACCUUGCGGCGGCCUGCGACAUACGGUAUUGUUCGGAGGACGCGAAGUUCUCCAUCAAGGAGGUUGACGUUGGCCUCGCUGCUGACCUCGGCUCACUUCACCGUGUGCCAAUGAUAUCGGGAAACAUGAGCUGGGUCCGCGAGCUCGCGUUCACGGGCCGACCGUUCAGCGCCGAGGAGGCGCCCUCUCCUGGGCCGCCCUCUGCGGCUGGUCGCGGCUCCUCCGCUGCCGCCUCCCACGAGAGGACGAGGAGGAGGGGGACCAGUGUAAGCCAAGAGUCAUCAACUGCAAGACAACCGAUCGAAGACCCUGAAGCAUGCCAAAACAUGAUUCUCGGGACUAACAACAGGAGUGGGGACACGGUCGAGACCCAGGUGUACAUCCCGCGGGCAUCUGUCAGAAAAAACGUUUUGGAGCCCUCGUGUGGGUGUCGGAGCGAGUUGUGGUGCUCGUCGGGGCCCUGUUGGACGAUUUGCCGCGUGCUUGCCAACAAUGCCCCCAGGUCCCACGGCAAUCGUGGCACAGCAUCGGCAAUAGCUCUUUCUGCGGCAAACCUGUUCAAUGUUCGCCGUGUACGCACAGGGGAAUUGGCGAGAACCCACGUGUACUUACGACGAGCAGAUGUUCAAAGCCCAGAGGAGCGAUUAUCGACUUAUUUUCAAAGAGGCUGGAUGUCUCGCUUCUGUGGCGCCGGGCCAGAAGACCCCGUCCCUGCGGGCUGUGGCGGGGGAGCUGGCCAGGACAUCACUCGCUGCCAAGUCCCCCGUGGCCUUGCGCGCAACGAAGGAGAUGUGCUGUUACGCGGAGGCGCACACACCCGACGAGUGCAUGCGCUACGUCAAGG
Messenger RNA from Prorocentrum cordatum, 1359 nucleotides. NCBI's taxonomy places the organism in Eukaryota, Dinophyceae, Prorocentrales, Prorocentraceae. The record is from the annotation of a GenBank genome assembly.